AGCCGCUUCGGCCGCUGACCUCAGGAGUAGGAUUCACGAUCUAACAUUACCACUCGCUUCUUUUGGCAUGACGUGGAAGGCGUCAUCACUGCUCUUUAUGACAUGUGGCCUGGCACCUCGUUGUAAUGCUGAUGGGAUCAUCUUACCUGAGGAGGAUCUCAUAGUUACCACAUCUGAGGUCCUGCGCUUCAGAAGAGUUUCCUCGAUGAAUGUGCUCGGUGUCGAGAUCCAUUCCGAGUUCAAUACCCCUACACAUCCUGAUGUGGACCAUCGUCUGUCCAUAGCACGCAAGAGUUCCUAUGGCAUGUCCAAUUAUUUCAGGUGUUCUGCUGUGAGUAUUAGGGAUAAAUUCUGGAGGUAUCAGGAGACGGUUCAGGGUAUUGCUAUGUACGGUAUCGAGGGCAUGACACUCGACAAUCAUUCCAUUCAGAAUGCUGGUCGGACUUGGCGUGACGUACGUGCGUGCUUGUGUGCAUAUGGUGUUAUGUGGGACCGCAUCCGUACGGAUGCCUCGGAGUUCCUGCGCAUGAAUUUCUACCUUCGUGAAUCCAGUCAGAUGAAACGCCAACGGGGAAGGGGACUUGCCAUUGGACAGAGACAUUGGACCCACAUGUUGUCAGAGUUCUUCGGGCCCAAGUGGUGGGGGGAUUUCCGUGCUACUCCAGGGACCUUCGAGCAGUUCGCCGCACGCGUCUGUUCUCGGGAUAUGCUUGACUGUUUCCAGAUCCGUGCCAAAACGCAUAGUCAUCCUAGGGCUACUGGGGAGGUCCAUAUCCAAAUUCAGCAGGAACUUCAGGAGUAUGGAGUGGACGAGGGAUCACAAACUGCCAAUGAUCGUCUAGCUAAACGACUUGCUGUACACACAUCCAAAUGGGAGAAUGCCGAGUGGGAUCUUGAGGCCUUCGGAGUCCCCAUAAGUAUCCAUGGAGAUAGCCUCUUGGUUGUAUCAUGGUGCCAAGGGUACUGGCAGGUUAUCAACAAAGAUUAUCAAAGGAGAGUCGACAGGAUCAUACAUCGUCUGGAUGGUAUGUCUUUUAUGUUUCGUAUACGCCCGGUUGCUCCUGGAAGAGACCUUAUCGAACACUGCUUCAGGGAAUGGAAUACAAGGGCGGACGUGCUCACUCAUACUGCCCGAGAGGGCAUCAACAUAUUUCAGGAUUGUAUCGGGCAGCAGCCCAACGAGUAUUCGAAUCUUUACAGGUAUUGUGCCAUCGAUUGUGGCUUCGAUGGUGGAGUGUCGACGGCGGGUGUCGGAGUCGGUUGCUGGAUUGAUGUCGGUCGUGUCUCGCGGACGUGUCGUAAGCCGAGCUCCAUAGAUAUUGUGUGGACGGAGGUGUAUAGUGCUGCUUUCUCUAUCGACAACAAUGCUUCAGUUACUGAUGCCGAACUGUCGGCGAUUGAACAUAUCAUUGAUGUUCUUCCACGGGUUCUUCACACAUACUUUGAGUUUGAACUUUUGUGACUUGUGAUUGCGUUGCUGUCUUCAUGCUUGUGUGUUCAUGCAUGCACGUGUGUCGAAUAAGACCUUCGCUUGAUGGCCACUUGUUCGAAAGUGAGCUUCGCUCCCUGCCGCAUGCGUGUGGUGGGCAGUUUGGCUCACCUGUAUGUCACCCGUUUCCUUGCUAGCGACUGGGCCUGACGGCCCGCACAGUCGACCGCAAAGACCGCAAAAAACCAAGGUUGACGGUUUACCGCCGCCGCCCAGUUCCGGCGCGGCUGGAGCUAGUUGGCCGACCCGGCCUGGGCGGACAAUGUGGUGACCUCGGGUCGGUUUUCGG
This is a messenger RNA of Prorocentrum cordatum, 1778 nucleotides long. The record is from the annotation of a GenBank genome assembly. Lineage: Eukaryota; Dinophyceae; Prorocentrales; Prorocentraceae.